Dioscorea cayenensis subsp. rotundata (Guinea yam) is the source of this 1796-nucleotide messenger RNA. Its product is annotated as cilia- and flagella-associated protein 251-like. The coding region runs from base 256 to 1587 and encodes 443 amino acids. NCBI's taxonomy places the organism in Eukaryota, Viridiplantae, Streptophyta, Magnoliopsida, Dioscoreales, Dioscoreaceae. The record is from RefSeq and is a predicted model, not a curated record. The transcript is spliced from 3 exons.
ACCCACCGCAGCGAGGAGAAGAACAGUGUGAGCUAUCUAUAUCUUUGAACUUCAUCCCUAAUCCUCUCAAUCUCUCGCUUCUCCAGCGCGAACCAGGUCUCAAAUCGAAGCUCAGAGGAGAUUGCGUUAGGGCAUGAAAAGUUUGGAUCUUGAUGGAGUUUUACUGGGAUUGCUUCUGAUUUUGGGCUAUUUGGUGUGUUUGGAUUGAGUGAAAUAGGGAGUAAGAGGUUGUUGGCAUUGUAGAGCAUAGUUGCAAUGUUGCGACAGACGCCGAGCAGGAAUCAGAGAGCUAGAGGUUUCAGAGUGAAGCAUGCUCUUCAAAUCUUUCUCUUGACUGCUAUUUGCAUAUGGUUGCUUUAUCAGAUUAAACACUCCCAUGAUAAGAAAAGAGAGAUGGAAGAUAGCGACUUCAAAACUUCAAACAAGAUAGCUGGAAAUGAGGACGGGAGAUUCAACUUUGGUCGGAAGGAUCUCCCUCGUGCUGAACAAAUAGAGUCCGUGAACGAUACUCAAGUUGAAGAAGAGAAAGAGGAAACUGAGGAAGAAGAUGAGCAAGAGCCGAAACAGGAAGAAGCUUUGGAUGAAGAUGAGAGAGGAAUUGGAGAUGAUGCAAUUGAUGAGAAGGACCACUACAGAGGUGAUGAGGAGGUUGAGGAAGAAGAGAAGGAUGUUAAAGAUGAAGAAGCAGAUGAAUCAGAUAAUGUGAGGGAUUUUCAGGAGGCACGAGAAGAAAAUUACAGGAAAGAUGAUGUUGCUGGUUCUGUUCAUCGAGAAACACAGACUACUGAUUCAGAUACUGGUGAUGAUGAAAGCAUCGAUAAAGCUGGUAUGAAAGAGGAAGAGAAGCUAAAUUUAGCUGAUGAAACAAAGAAUGUCAUGGACAAUAACAACACAGCCAAUUCAGGAGAAGUCGAUAAUUCGAAAGUUAGUGUUUCAGGUGUUGAUAUGGCACAUAAUACAAGCACGUCAAAUGAUAAUAUUGCAGGAGUUGGUAUGUCAGAGAAUGGAAACACGACCGCUGAGAAUCAGUCUCUGAAUGUAACUGUUGUUGAGAAGAAAGAAUCAGAGGACACAAACCAUUCUACUUUAAUGAUAGCUGGAUCGGCAAAUAAUGAAACUGAGAUCAAGAACAAUUUGACAACAUCAACUGAGUCUAGCAAUCACACAGAGCCACAAAUAAGUGACGAACAAGCUGUAACUCGGAAUAAAUCUGAGCAGGGUGAUGCAGUGACUGAUGAUGCUUCUCCACAGAAUACAACAGUCAUGUUAGAACCGAAUACGAUAGACAAAAUAGAACCAAAUACGACGGACAAGAUAGAACCAAAUACGACAGACAAGACAGAACCUAUGAAGAACGACAGCACAAACGUAGGGAAUGUUACAACUGAACAAACCGAGAAGCCUGAUGGCACGUCGACUUCAAUUACGAAUGACAUUGGUGAUAGUUCAACUGAGGGUGUGGUGUCUAAUAAUUCUACGGAUCAUGUUAUAACAGAGGAAGAGAAAGAUGCUCCGAUAGAUCUAUCGACCUUAGCUGAGAGUGUUGGUCAAAACUUGAGGAAUGGAGAUGAUGAAGCUGUGGAAUGAUUACAAGGUUUUGAAGGGUGGAUGGGGGGUUCUAACCAAAUUGUAGAAUGUAGGUUGCAGUGAUGCCAUUUGAAAGAACUUUUGGUAUGUUUGCUUCCUAAGGAAUGUAUCUGUUGGAAUAUAUAGCAAGAUGACCAUGAUACAUUAGUGAGGUUUUAUAUUUCAAUGAAGGUAUCAAAGAAAUAUGGUAACACAGUUUAGUUCCUGUA